Molecule: messenger RNA, 2094 nt
Organism: Trichoplusia ni (cabbage looper)
Lineage: Eukaryota; Metazoa; Arthropoda; Insecta; Lepidoptera; Noctuidae
Product: glucose dehydrogenase [FAD, quinone]-like
Exons: 4
Coding region: 126-1997 (623 amino acids)
Molecular function (GO): ecdysone oxidase activity; flavin adenine dinucleotide binding
Source: RefSeq, a predicted model, not a curated record
AUGUUAUGUCAGUCGCGUACCGGCGCGCGAAACAUUCACACAGCCAUAUAGUGGUUAAAAUAAUAAUAAUAUUGUUUUAUUUAUAAUAACUUUAAUUAAUAAACAGUUGACGUAAAGCGAGCGAAAUGUCGUGGGCGUGCGACCCAGCGCUGACCGCCAACAUAGUGAACAGCUAUGGCGCUGCUGGCACUCUCUUCACACAGACCCUGACCAGCUUCCUAGCUGCACAGUGCGCCGUCGUCGGAGACCACCUGUGGCCGGAUGACGCCAUUGACGCCGUAUUAAAAGAUCCGAAUUAUGACUUCAUAGUGGUGGGUGCGGGAUCAGCGGGUUCCGUGGUAGCAAACCGGCUGAGCGAGGUGCCAGACUGGAAGGUGCUGCUCAUUGAGGCCGGAGGAAACCCUCAGCUAAGCACAGUAAUGCCGCAAGUGUUCUACAAUAGCAUGAAAACUGAUUUGGAUUGGGGAUACAAAACCCAACCUCAAAAUAGUUGUCGAAGUUAUAAAAACAAAGCGUGUGCCUGGCCUCGGGGGAAGGUGCUGGGCGGCUGUGGCAGUAUCAAUGCCAUGUUCUACGUUAGAGGAAAUAGGCUAGACUACGACACAUGGGCAGCUGACGGUAACUACGGCUGGAGCUACGAUGACGUCUUACCAUACUUCAUCAAGAGUGAGAAAUAUAAUGGGCAGAUAAAUGAGGAAACGAAAAAAUAUCAUGGUAAGGAUGGGUACCUGAAUAUUGAAGACUCAAAAGACUACGAUUUCAUUGAACGUUUGAUCGUUGAAGCUGCCGUCGAACUAGGAAUGAAAAACUCAACUGAUAUCAAUGGUGAUAGUCAAAUGGGUAUCAUACUGGCUCAGUCAAAUGUUAAAGGUAAUGUAAGACAUGGGCCAGCUAGAGCUUUUCUGAGCCCAGUUAAAGAUAGAAAGAAUUUACAUGUCCUAAAAAAUUCUCAUGUUACAAAAAUAUUAUUUAUUCCUGGCACGAAUAAGGUCAGUGGUGUUAAAGUUCACAAAAAUGGAAAGGAAAUAAUAGUAAACGCGAGAAAGGAAGUUGUCGUUUCUGGUGGUGCAAUCAACUCACCACAAAUUCUCAUGUUAUCAGGCAUCGGUCCUAGAAAACAUCUCGAAGAAAUGGACAUAGAAGUUAAAGUUGACCUCCCUGUUGGUGAAAACCUACAAGAUCAUGUAUUUGCACCUACGUUUUACACGGUGCCAGGCGACACAUCUUUAGCCUCCCUUGAAAACAUAGUUCGCGAGCUUGGAAAUUAUAUGUUAGCGGGCACAGGAGCAUUCAAAGAUGUGCGUCCUCACAGAGUUAUAAGUUUCGCUAAUACAACCGACCCAACUUCGACUAGCCCAGAUAUUCAAUUCCAUUAUCUCGUUUUGCCUCCCAAGAGUCGUAAUAUGCUUGAUGUUUUUGAAAAACACGAUUUAAAUGAAGAAGUUUACAAUAAAUUUCAUGAGUUAAACAGUGAAAAGAUUGUAAUACUAGUAUUUAGCGUCGUAUUACAUCCAAAAUCAAGUGGUACAAUUCUGUUGAAAAACAAGAAUCCUUUCGAACAUCCUUUGAUAUACGCGAACUACUUCGAAGACCGAGAAGAUAUGGAAACCAUUAUCAGAGCUACGAAACAGCAUUCACUUAAGUUGGGUGACACAAACGCGUUUAAAAAGAUUGGUUUGCAAUUAGAGUGGUUAGAAAUCGACGCGUGUAAAGAGUUUGAGAAAGCUAGCGAUGAACACUUGGAAUGCAUUGCUCGGGAACUUACAUUUUCUCUGUAUCACCCUACCAGUACCGUUAAGAUGGGGCCGAAAAGCGACAAGGGAGCUGUCGUCGACCCUGAACUGAGAGUAUACGGUGUUGAAGGGUUAAGAGUCGCGGAUGCAAGCAUCAUGCCUUUCGUGGUGAGAGGGAACACCAACGUACCGACUAUGAUGAUCGGUGAGAAGGCGGCGGACAUGAUAAAGAAGUUUUGGACAGACCGACACCAGGAGCUCUGAAUGUGCUCUUAAAUGAAGUACAAUAAAAGUUUUGUAAAACUCUGCAGUCGAUUGUGAUAUAAAUAAAAUAGUAGUUAUAUUAAAUUAAUCGUAAUGA